Messenger RNA from Vanderwaltozyma polyspora DSM 70294, 492 nucleotides. It is a transcript of the gene GNA1, whose product is annotated as glucosamine 6-phosphate N-acetyltransferase. Gene Ontology annotation, biological process: UDP-N-acetylglucosamine biosynthetic process. Gene Ontology annotation, molecular function: glucosamine 6-phosphate N-acetyltransferase activity; monosaccharide binding. The record is from RefSeq and is a predicted model, not a curated record. Bases 1 to 492 code for a protein of 163 amino acids. Gene Ontology annotation, cellular component: endoplasmic reticulum-Golgi intermediate compartment; Golgi apparatus; endoplasmic reticulum. NCBI's taxonomy places the organism in Eukaryota, Fungi, Ascomycota, Saccharomycetes, Saccharomycetales, Saccharomycetaceae. The transcript has a single exon.
AUGACUAAAAUGGUUGAAGUAAGAGUACCAAAUGGAUUUUCCAUUAGGAGAAUCCAAAAACAGGACUACGAAGGUGUAAUUAAAACCUUAAGCAUAUUAACAACAGUUGGAGCAGUAACUGAAAAACAAUUUGGUUCAAUAGUUGAAUAUUGGGAUACCCAAAAGUUACCAAAGGGAGAUGUUUACAAAUACAAUCCUUAUGUAAUUGUUGAAGACUCUACUGGUAAAGUUGCAGCUACAGGGAAUGUUAUUAUUGAACAAAAAUUAAUUCAUGAAUGUGGACUUGUUGGACAUAUCGAAGAUAUUGCAGUAGGAUCUGAAUUUCAAGGUAAGAAGCUUGGAGCAUUAUUGAUUAACAAACUAACUGAGGUUGGUCUUGAAAGUGGUUGUUACAAGAUAAUCUUAGACUGUGAUCCUAAAAAUGUUGCAUUUUAUGAAAAAUGUGGAUUCCACACAGCUGGGGUUGAAAUGCAAAUAAAAGCUAAUCUAUAA